AUCCCGGAAGCAGAGCUGGGCAGCGGAGGCGCCGCCGCGGAGCCGCCAUAGAGCCACCGCCCCCUCGCCGCUUUGCCGCUGCGUUGGGAAACCUGGACCGCUGCGGCGCCAGGUUGCCCUCAUGAUCCCGGGCGGGCGGCGGCGGCGGCGGCGGCAGAGGCGGCGGGAGGAUGACCUCUUACAGGGAGCGGAGUGGCGACCUGGCUCGUUUCUACACUGUCACUGAGCCCCAGCGACACCCGAGGGGCUACACAGUAUAUAAGGUCACCGCCCGGGUUGUUUCACGAAGAAAUCCAGAGGAUGUCCAGGAGGAAGAAUCCUGAACCAACCUAUCCAUGAACAUACUCUCUGCCAUUUUCUUAAUCCUUUUUUCGGGAAAACUCUUUUAUAAUAACAACUGUUGGUGAACCAUUCAUCAGAAAACUCUUAUAAUUGUGUGGAAGAGAUACAGUGAUUUUAAGAAACUACACAAAGAACUAUGGCAAAUUCACAAAAACUUAUUCCGACAUUCAGAAUUGUUUCCUCCAUUUGCUAAAGGAAUAGUGUUUGGGCGAUUUGAUGAAACUGUUAUUGAAGAGAGAAGACAGUGUGCUGAAGACCUGCUACAGUUCUCUGCCAAUAUUCCUGCUCUUUACAAUAGCAAACAGCUUGAAGAUUUUUUCAAGGGUGGAAUAAUUAAUGAUAGUUCUGAAUUAAUUGGUCCUGCUGAAGCUCACUCAGAUUCCCUCAUUGAUACCUUUCCUGAGUGUAGUACAGAAGGCUUCUCCAGUGACAGUGAUCUGAUAUCUCUUACUGUUGAUGUGGAUUCUCUUGCUGAGUUAGAUGAUGGAAUGGCUUCCAAUCAAGAUUCUCCCAUUAGAACUUUUGGUCUCAAUCUUUCUUUGGAUUCUUCAGCACUAGGAGCUGUUGCUUCUGAGAGUGAACAGAACAAAACAGAAGAACGGGAAAGUCGUAGCCUCUUUCCUGGCAGUUUAAAACCCAAGCUUGGCAAGAGAGAUUAUUUGGAGAAAGCAGGAGAAUUAAUAAAGCUGGCUUUAAAAAAGGAAGAAGAAGACGACUAUGAAGCUGCAUCUGAUUUUUAUAGGAAGGGAGUUGAUUUACUCCUAGAAGGUGUUCAAGGAGAGUCAAGCCCUACUCGUCGAGAAGCUGUGAAGAGAAGAACAGCUGAGUAUCUCAUGCGGGCAGAAAGUAUCUCUGGUCUUUAUGGGAAACCUCAACUUGAUGAUGUAUCUCAGCCUCCAGGAUCACUAAGUUCAAGGCCCCCUUGGAACCUAAGAAGCCCUGCCGAGGAGCUGAAGGCCUUCAGAGUCCUUGGGGUGAUUGACAAGGUUUUACUUGUAAUGGACACAAGGACAGAACAGACCUUCAUUUUAAAAGGUCUAAGGAAAAGCAGUGAAUACAGCAGGAACAGAAAGACCAUCAUCCCCCGCUGUGUGCCCAACAUGGUGUGUCUGCAUAAGUACAUCAUCUCUGAGGAGUCGGUAUUUCUUGUGCUGCAGUAUGCGGAAGGUGGCAAACUGUGGUCAUAUAUCAGUAAAUUUCUAAACAGAAGUCCUGAAGAAAGUUUCGACAUCAAGGAAGUGAAAAAAUCUACACUUGCAAAAAUUCACCUGCAACAGCCAGCUUCUAGUCCUCAGGACAGCAGUAGCUUUGAAUCCAGAGGAAGUGAUGGUGGAAGCAUGCUUAAAGCUCUGCCUUUGAAGAGUAGUCUUACUCCAAGUUCUCAAGAUGACAGCAACCAGGAAGAUGAUGGCCAAGAUAGCUCUCCAAAAUGGCCAGAUUCUGGUUCAAGUUCUGAAGAAGAAUGUACUACUAGUUAUUUAACAUUAUGUAAUGAAUAUGGGCAAGAAAAGAUUGAACCAGGGUCUUUGAAUGAGGAGCCCUUCAUGAAGACUGAAGGGAAUGGUGUUGAUACUAAAGCUAUUAAAAGCUUCCCAACAUACCUUGCUGCUGACAGUGACAGCCCCAGCACACAGCUGAGAGCUCACGAGCUGAAGCUCUUCCCCAACGAUGACCCAGAAGCAGUUAGUUCUCCAAGAACAUCAGAUUCCCUCAGUAGAUCAAAAAAUAGCCCCAUGGAAUUCUUUAGGAUAGACAGUAAGGAUAGUGCAAGUGAACUCCUGGGACUUGACUUUGGAGAAAAAUUGUAUAGUCUAAAAUCAGAACCUUUGAAACCAUUCUUUACUCUUCCAAAUGGAGACAGUGCAUCUAGGAGUUUUAAUGCUAGUGAAAGCAAGGUAGAGUUUAAAGCUCAGGACACCAUUAGCAGGGGCUCAGAUGACUCAGUGCCAGUUAUUUCAUUUAAAGAUGCUGCUUUUGAUGAUGUCAGUGGUACUGAUGAAGGAAGACCUGAUCUUCUUAUAAAUUUACCUGGUGAAUUGGAGCCAACAAGAGAAGCUGCAGCAAUGGGACCUACUAAGUUUACACAAACUAAUACAGGGAUAAUAGAAAGUAAACUCUUGGAAACCCCUGAUGUUUUAUGCCUCAGGCUUAGUACUGAACAAUGCCAAACACAUGAGGAGAAAGGCAGGGAGGAACUGAGUGAUCCCUCUGGGCCCAAAUCCCAUAGUAUAACAGAGAAACACUAUGCACAGGAGGAUCCCAGGAUGUUAUUUGUAGCAGCCGUUGAUCAUAGCAGUUCAGGAGAUACGUCUUUGUUACCCAGCUCAGAUCCUAAGUUUCAAGAACUUGGAGUAGUGGAGUCAGCAGUAACUGCAAACAACACAGAAGAAAGCUUAUUCCAUAUUUGCAGUCCACUCUUAGGUGCUAAUGAAUAUAUUGGAAGCACAGACACUUUAAAAACAGAAGAAGUAUUGCUGUUUACAGAUCAAACUGAUGAUUUGGCUAAAGAGGAACCAACUUCUUUAUUCCAGAGAGACUCUGAGACUAAGGGAGAAAGUGGCUUAGCGCUAGAAGGAGACAAGGAAAUACAUCAGAUUUUUGAGGACCUUGAUAAAAAAUUAGCACUAACCUCCAGGUUUUACAUCCCAGAGGGCUGCAUUCAAAGAUGGGCAGCUGAAAUGGUGGUAGCCCUUGAUGCUUUACAUAGAGAGGGAAUUGUGUGCCGCGAUUUGAACCCAAACAACAUCUUAUUGAAUGAUAGAGGACACAUUCAGCUAACGUAUUUUAGCAGGUGGAGUGAGGUUGAAGAUUCCUGUGACAGCGAUGCCAUAGAGAGAAUGUACUGUGCCCCAGAGGUUGGAGCAAUCACUGAAGAAACUGAAGCCUGUGAUUGGUGGAGUUUGGGUGCUGUCCUCUUUGAACUUCUCACUGGCAAGACUCUGGUUGAAUGCCAUCCAGCAGGAAUAAAUACUCACACUACUUUGAACAUGCCAGAAUGUGUCUCUGAAGAGGCUCGCUCACUCAUUCAACAGCUCUUGCAGUUCAAUCCUCUGGAACGACUUGGUGCUGGAGUUGCUGGUGUUGAAGAUAUAAAAUCUCAUCCAUUUUUUACCCCUGUGGAUUGGACAGAACUGAUGAGAUAAACGUAAUGCAGGGUUAUCUUCACACAUUCUGAUCUCCGUGACAGGCAUCUCCAGCACUGAGUCACCUCGGCGUCACAGUCACUUAUGGAGCACCAAAGCAUUUGGAUAAGGACCAUUAGAGGAAAUGGGGGGGAAAUGGCUAAAAGAGAACAAUUUGUUUACAAUUACUAGAUAUUAGCCAAUUUUGUGAGAGGCGGUUAUAUACAUAUCUUCAACCAAGGUGUGAUCUGAAUUUAAUCCACAUUCGGUGUUGCAGAUGAGUUGUAAUGCCAACUGAAAGAGUUCUUCAAGAAGUUCCUCUGAUAGGAAGCUGUGAGUGUAGAAUAAUGUUUUACUUGAAAGAAGGACCUUUACAUGGCAGCUAACAGUGCUUUUUGCUGACCAGGAUUGGUUUAUAUGAUCAAAUAAAUAUUUGCUUAAUAAUACACUAAAAGUACUUCAUGAAUAAUGUUAUCAAUGCAGCUUAAAAGUGAGGGAAAAAAAGAGAAUAUACAUAUAAUUUCUGAUGGAAAACCUGUACCCUGAUGCUGUGUAAUUAAUGUAUGUUGAAUGUGGUCCCGGAUUAUUUCUGUGCGAAGACACUCCAUGUUGUCAGCUUUGUACUCUUGGUUGAUACUACUUAUUUAGAGAAUGGUUCAUAUAAACUCACUCUGCGUCUUCAACAGCAUCUUUCUUUCACCAUCUUUCCAUUUUCUGCACCCUCUGCUUGUUCCUUCAUAUUCCAUUCUUCCUACUCCUGCUAACACACAUGCAACAAAAAAGGGAAGGAAGUUCUUAUUUUUCCAAAUUGUGUGAGGACUAAGAAAUCAUGAUGUCAGAUAAACAUGGUGAAACAUUAGAUCUCUUCUUCUUUUAAUAUCCCCCCCAAUUUUUUUUAAAGAAAUGCCUCUGUUCCUUUCCUUGUGAAAUAUUAUCCAUUUCUACCAUUGCUUCUUAUGCUUGACUUUGUUUUAUUUUUUGGCUUGGAAUACUAAGAAGCAAAGGAUUUCAUCUAAAUGGAAUUGAAUGGCAGUCCUAGUUGUUACUUAUGGUGAUAAGAUUCUCAGAUUUGAACUAACCUAUUUGACAUGAUGUAGAAAGAAUGUAAGUAUUCACACAUCUCCAAACAUUUGUAUUCGUUACUUCUUUCUGUUGCUAAGGUAGCUCCUGUAGUUAUGCAUUGUUGCAAAAAUGUACAAUUGUUUUAAAAGUGUUAAUGUCUGUUUUUUUUUUUAAACUGUAGACAAAGAAGAAGUCACUAUUUCCAAGUUAGAAACCACCAGAAAUAAUAGAAAUUUUUGAAGUGUUUUAAUUUUCUUUGUAUUUUUGAGAUCUGGGUGAGAGCCCACCCCCACUCCAGGAGCAUCUGUACAACUACCAUCUGCCAUCAACCAGGUCCUCCCAUCUAAUUAAAUGGAACAGAAAAUGCUCUAGUGAAACAAAGGAAAUGUGUAAGCAUUUUCCCUUUUUCUUUUUGUUUUUUCUAUUAUUCUACUUCCCUUUUUCCUUUUUGGCCCCCUUAUAACCCAAACCCCAGCUGAAAGGCUACAACAACACCAGGUUGGGGAACAGGUCACCAGGAUCAUAGUUCAGUCAAGAUGACAUCACUCCCUGGAACUAGAUUUCAACUCACUAGUCCCCGGGCCUCAUAACAGGAACUUAUGCAGGUGAGACACAAGAAUGACUUCCUGUGUAGGACUAGUAGGAAAUCUGCAAGUACUUAGAGCUGGCCAUUACAGAACUUCCUUCCAGAAAUGCCCUGUGACAUGAAAGUAGGACUUCACAGCUAAGGUGAAGAUCCUGUCCUACCACAUGAUUUGAGUCUCUUGGAUUCAAAGGACAUUAAUGUCAACAGAUGGUUGCUAUGUCAGUUUGUUGACACAAUUGCAUUGCUUCAGUUUCUCUCCCUUUCUCUCUGUAUGUUUGGUUGGAGCUUGUGCUUAAUGUAAAUACAUCAUUCAUAAUUAUAAUGGACGUGAAUUAUUUUAGUAAUAAACACAGGAUAACUGGCUUUGGAGUGAUGAA
Cebus imitator (Panamanian white-faced capuchin) is the source of this 5489-nucleotide messenger RNA. RefSeq names its product ribosomal protein S6 kinase C1 (gene RPS6KC1). Gene Ontology annotation, cellular component: early endosome. The record is from RefSeq and is a predicted model, not a curated record. Gene Ontology annotation, molecular function: phosphatidylinositol binding; protein kinase activity; ATP binding. The coding region runs from base 831 to 3485 and encodes 884 amino acids. NCBI's taxonomy places the organism in Eukaryota, Metazoa, Chordata, Mammalia, Primates, Cebidae. The transcript has 16 exons. Gene Ontology annotation, biological process: protein phosphorylation.